This is a messenger RNA of Anarrhichthys ocellatus (wolf-eel), 1002 nucleotides long. Its product is annotated as troponin I, slow skeletal muscle-like. The transcript has 8 exons. The coding region runs from base 112 to 681 and encodes 189 amino acids. Gene Ontology annotation, cellular component: troponin complex. Gene Ontology annotation, biological process: skeletal muscle contraction; cardiac muscle contraction. Lineage: Eukaryota; Metazoa; Chordata; Actinopteri; Perciformes; Anarhichadidae. The record is from RefSeq and is a predicted model, not a curated record.
GCUGUCCUCACGGCUCACAUAAAAAGCUGCCCAUUGUCUCCAGCGGCCACCGUUUGACUCUCAUCGUUAUAGACACCCAUUUGCAGUGAGCAUCCCGACAGACCCAGAGCCAUGAAUCCUAAAGGGGAUAAGCCGAAGUCGAAGAUUACAGCUUCUCGCAAGCUCUCUCUCAAGAUGCUUCUCCUCACAAGAGCCUGUGAGGAUCUGGAGAGGGAGAGGCAGGAGAGAGAGGAGGAGAAAGUGCGUUAUAUAGGAGAACAUUUGCCCCCUUUGCAACUGUCUGGUUUAUCACUGGAUGAACUACAAAAAAUAUGCAGGCAGCUUCAUACAAAAAUUGAUAUUGUGGACGAGGAGCGAUAUGACUGCGAAUCCAAAGUGGGCAAACACAACAAAGAUAUCCAUGAGCUGAAGCUGAAGAUACAGGACCUUGGAGGCAAGUUCAAAAAGCCUGCCCUGAGGAAGGUGAGGGUGUCGGCAGAUGAGAUGAUGAGGGCUCUCCUGGGCUCCAAACACAAGGGCUCGAUGGACCUCAGAUCCAACCUCAAGUCUGUAAAGAAGGAGGACGUCAAACAGGACAAGGUGCUCACUUCUGAAGUGGGUGACUGGCGUAAGAACGUGGAGGCCAUGUCAGGCAUGGAGGGCCGCAAGAAGAUGUUCGAUACAGCCGGAGGAGCGCAGUGAGAUACUUUGUGAGGAGUCCUGCAAACGAUGAAGCUGGUUGACUAUAACAGGGAAAAGGAGAGUAGUCUAGACAGAAGUAUGGAAUAGUUAUAAGAAGGCUAAAGGACUUGAAAGCUGUAGGAAUCAACGGUCAUAAGCACGUACAACCACUAGUACAUUUGCUGUGCCUCCAUUUGCUAGAUGGGCAUUUUCUCUGCAAUGAGUAGAAACCCAUUGUUUUGUUGUUUUUUACAAAAGUACAUUAUUGUUGUUUUGUUAUGCCAUCUUUAGACAAUUUAAAUGGAUUUGAAUAAAGUUUUGGUCUUUAAUGUUCCAUAGCCA